Gamsiella multidivaricata is the source of this 11939-nucleotide messenger RNA. RefSeq lists its product as uncharacterized. Gene Ontology annotation, molecular function: protein binding; ubiquitin-protein transferase activity. The record is from RefSeq and is a predicted model, not a curated record. The coding region runs from base 346 to 11844 and encodes 3832 amino acids. The transcript has 13 exons. Gene Ontology annotation, biological process: positive regulation of protein catabolic process; protein polyubiquitination; proteasome-mediated ubiquitin-dependent protein catabolic process. Lineage: Eukaryota; Fungi; Mortierellomycota; Mortierellomycetes; Mortierellales; Mortierellaceae.
GAAAUACUGUUGGUCGAGGACGUGUGGCAACCGUGGGCAUGACCGAGCUGUAACGCAUACGGGUCAAGACAUGGACAGACAGAAUCGAUGUGGGAAUGUGCUAUAUCCAUUUUAUAUUUUCACAUGUAUUAAGGCAUCCUCUUUACUAUUUUUCAAACAAUCUCUUCAUAGCCACUUCCCAUCAGAAACCUCAUCAAGACCCUCAGAGAGUGUCCCGAGGUCGAGAUUGCGACCCAUAUCGAGGCAACUCCGGAAUGGAUUUGGCCAAGAGGCGAUCUCUUCCACUGGGUGGGCGUGCUCAACCGCUUUGACGAGAUCCUUGACAACAUCUGCAAGAGUCAUGACAUGAAGAAGCCGCAGCCGAAGGAGUUUACAUCCGAAGAACGACGCCUGGUAUUGGCUAUCCUCUUCUUUUCACGUCUUUUGCUGGAGAGCUGUACAAAUCGAAACCUAUACGCUUCCUACGAGCAACUAAACGAUCUACUCCAUGCACGCGAUUUGGAUGUCCUCGAAUCGUGUCUUCGUCUUUUGCUUCGACCCGCACAGCGUCACAGCGCUCAGCGUUCGGCCAAAUCAAUAUUCACAGUGUCGCAGGAUCGACUUCUCGCACUCGCACAUUCCUGGGGAAGCAAGGAGUACGGCCUGGAUCUCCAGCAGCUCGCAGAUCACAAGACAGAGAUUCCCGAGCGACUGAAGACCCUCAAUUUCCAGUUUUACAGAACAGUAUCACUCGUAAAGCCUACAGCAGCAGACGCAGCUACAGCCGCAGCCGCAGCCGCUUCCACUUCGUCUGGAAGUUCAUCCGCUCAAUCAGAACCUAGCAGCACAACGCCAACGGCGCCAUCAUCUCAUGCCACGGCAUCCUCCGGAAAACAACGACGAUCAUCCAGUUCAGGAGCGCCCUCGUCGAUCAACGUCAGUGCCGUUUCACCUACAAGUGAAGGAAUGGUUGUCAUUCAGGUUUCAGAUCCCACUCAGUUAGGGUCUUCUGAUUACGAGAUUCUGCAGCACUUGAUCCAGGAGUACAUGGUCCCAGAGGAAUAUCAAUUCCAGCUCCUUAGCCGCAUUAGGAUAGCUACUGGCAUCAGCGAUCCAAGACGUCGGCAGCAACUUUUGGCAAUCCGUAUUUUGGCAAUAGCGGUCAUGUCGCAUGUUCUCUCUGAGGCAGUCGUAGUUGAAAAAUUCUUCGCAUUUGAGCCGGAGAUUAUCCAGAGCUUGAGCGAUCUGAUCCAUCCUGAUCACAAUGUGUCCUUUGAUCUGCAAACGGUGGCCCUAUUUGCUCUGGAUGGGUUGGCGCACCUUAAGAACAAACAUCCUGACGUGCUGACUGCCAUCAAUGCGUCAGCAAGCCAUGGUGUUCUGCUCUAUGCGCUGCGCAAAAUUGUCGCAGGCCUUGGUUCUGAGGAUGCACCAUAUCCUCAGGACUUCUUGGAUGCGAUGUUUGCGCUCAUUUCAUUCAUCAUUAGUUCGGCUACAGGCGGCAACAUGGUUAUAUCUGCCGGCAUUGUUCCUGUUUUUCUGCAGCUGCUUUCAAACAAGCGCCCUGCACAUUUGAGAAAUGUUACAAAGAGUAUUUCAAUCCUGGACAGUCUUAUCUACGGCUUUAGCACUGCGUUCACUUCGUUUUGCGCGUCUAAUGGUCUUAACAAUUUGGUAGCAAGGAUCAAGGAUGAAGUAGAUUACUCUCUGAACUUGGUUAAAGAAGCAGAGGCGUCACAAAUGACUGGAGUCGCCUCUACUUCUGCUUCUAGCGACAGGAACAUCAGCAAAGAGGAAGAGCCUUUACCCAUUCCGUUCGGAAGGACCGCGCUGCUGAAAGCGAUGUUCAAGUUUGUGAUCCAUAUGAUGCAAAGUCCUGGUACUCAGGAAGGAUUGCGCAAUUUGAUCGACACUUCGUUGCCAUCGACACUCAGAGUCAUUAUGGAGAACCCUAUUGCGCUUGGAACUUCCAUAUACGCUCAUGCCAUUAAUACCAUGACAUCGUUCAUUCACAAUGAGCCGACUUCGCUGGCUAUCUUGCAGGAGGCGAAGAUACCCCAAACUCUUCUCGCGAGCCUAUCUAGAGAUAUCCCAGCGUCCAACGACGUUGCGAUGAACCUACCUGGAGCGUUUGGGGCUAUCUGUUUGAACCCAACCGGCUUGGAGAUGUUCACGAAAGAGUUUCCCAUGAAAAAAUUCUUUGGAAUUUUUACAUCCAUUCCACACGUGCAGGCUUUCCAGGACAACGACAUUGCAUCGAAUCUGGGUGUUUCGAUGGAUGAGCUUGUGCGACAUCAACCCAGCUUAAAGGCGAAUGUGAUGGUGGAGCUGGUUGCUAUGCUGAACGAGGCUCUGCAGAUGUGCGAAUCGGACGAGGUUAUUGGAGAUGAUAUCGUCUUUAGCACACUUCAAAAGACGCGAGCCAAGGAUGCUCCCCAAUUGGGUGUAACUGUCGAAGACGAGGCAAACAAGGAUGACAGAAAGGACUCACUCGUGGCUCAGCUCAUUGAGGCCUCUGCUAGAUUCUGCGAGAGUUUCUUCCAGAAUUCUUCCAGCGCCAAGGAUUUCUUGAAAGCAGAUGGAAUCAACAUCUUGAUGAAGUUUUACACCCUUCCAACUCAACCGUACGAUCUGGCUAAUACACCCGCGUUCUUCACCCUUUCUCAUUUGGUUCGGUUAUUGAGCGAAACAGACCCUGGCACGGCCAUAUCAGCAGUGCUGAAGGAAGUGAACAGGUUGCUCGAAGGGGUGCAAUUCUUACUAGAGUCCACCAACCCUGGUUCCGAUUUGCUUCAGUACAUUGACAUUUCGAAUUCAAAUCUGGAGGACGUCGUGCGAGGAAACGAAAUUCUCAGGAGCUUAAUUAGUCUGCAUGCACUGAGCGGACUGAUCUCGGACAUGUUUUGUACACCCGCGUUCUCUCACAGUCGAAACUCGGCAUCUGUUCUAACUGCAUUUGUGAAUGCGCAGGGUGCUCCGGCCCUUGCUGGUCUUGGCCAACUCCACAGAUUCUGUGUUUGGGAGACCACUGUGUUGAAGCGUGCAUUGCAAAAGAACUGGAAUGAUCCGAGCCCAAAGUCGAAGAAGCACUACAGUCCACCACAGGUCCCGGGAACAUUGGACGAGUUUGUUGAGGAAGCUGAAGGCGAAGACAAGGAGAUGGCACCAGCGACACCCACCAUUGACGCUUACACCCCCAGCGCCAUCAAUACAAAGUAUUUCAAAUUUGUGCUCACACAGAUCCCGCAUUAUCUCUCGCCUAUGUAUCAAGGCAUUACCAAGAUGCUGUUUAACCGAAGAGACAUCGAGGCUACUCAGCGUGCGCACUCUUUCCAAGUUGCAGAUUCUCUAUCCAAAGUCCUGCAGGCGCAUAUUUCUUGGAAACGACUCGAUACCAAUGUUUCUACGAGUGACAAGCAUGCUUACUUGAGUACAAUGAUCAAGUUACUUCCAUACGUGUUCUUGGACGAUCGCAAUCCGGCAACUCUUCAAACCAUUACAGUGGUCUCAUUUGUCAGGACAGGAGGCAUGGAAUCGUUAUUCAUGUGGCUGGACUCGUUUUGGAUAGAAGCGUCCUCCAUCCAAAAUUCGUCAGCUACUAUCACUGAGGAGCAAAGAGUGCUACUGGACCAGCUGUAUGGAUCUAUCGAGGUCAUCCUUAGCGUGCUCCAGAUACUCACGUCGUCCAAACUGUUGCUCGAAUCGUCGCAUACAUCGCCAUUGACUUCCAAGGACGACAAGACCAGGAAGGAGGACUUUUUCGAGCCACAUGAGUUUCUGGUGGAUGUUCGAUUGGUGGUGCUACCUCACAUAAGGAGCCUUUGGUUGGACAAGCAGUUGGACAGGGCGCCCGCUGCUGCUUCACGCUAUGUCAUUCAGAUCAUUACCAACAUCUUGAAGGCAGCUGGAGAGCUCAAGCCCCCUGUUUCGACCGCCUCGCCAGUUAUUGUUGGAACAGCGACUCCCAAUAUCUUUGGCGCUCGACCUCUUGCGCCGGAUGCAACAAGCGUCGCGACCCUUCUCGAUAUGGGUUUCCCACGUUCAGCUGCAGAACUUGCCCUGACGCGCUGCGGCAAUCAGCUGGAUCGAGCAACUGAAUACUUGCUGACCCACCAAGAAGUUGUAGCUGCCGCUAUAUAUGAACAGGAACGCGAAGAGGCUGCAGCGCGUGCUGUGGCGGUUGCUGCCGCUAAUGCCCCAAGCACCAGUGAAACACCUGCGGAACCUUCAACAGGACCCGUCACUGACGCCGGCAACAACCAAAAUGGUGAUGCUUCCAGAUCCAUCCUUACUGAGCACACAGAACCCGCACCAGAAGCAGAAGGUACGGCCGAUGACGACGAAGAUAACGACGAGGAUGAUGAAGGUGACGAAGAAGAUGAGGACGAAGAAGAGAUGCUUCGACAGGCGCUAGCACUGUCUCAAGCGCUGGACGCCUCCUUAUCUGAAGACCCGUCUGGGGAUGGCCCCCACACUCAGGAAUCCAUUGCCGGAGAGUUAUCCUCGACUUCUGGAGAGCUGGCCAUCAGUCUCAACCAAGACGACCCUGUCGAUAUUGAAGGGGAGGAUGCGAAGGGGGAUGUUGAGAUGAGCACCAAUGACGAGGAAGCCAAGAACGAACAGGAAUACAAGACUGCACUCGCUUUACAUGAAGCACAUAAGGAGGAGUUGUCGAAGGGCCGUGAGGAGUUGAGACCCCUCCUCAUUCCUAGGUCUCUUGAGUUGAUUGAGGCAAUCGAGGAUGUCAUUUUCAACGUCCGAGAUCUCCUUGUACUCCUAUGCAAGGAUAAAAACAGUAAUGCAUUGGAUGAGCUAGUCAAGGAUCUCGAAAAAGCUAGCAACAUCCAAGUGGACCAGGUUGGCUUAGCUGGAAAGGCAUUUGGCGCGCGCUUGCGGCUUUUGGCACUACUCUUCGGGGAUGUCACGAUCCAGGCCAAGAUGGGCGAGUAUAGUACAACGCUGGCACCUCUUCUGAUGACAAUUCUGACAAAACAUGUCGAGUCUCAGGCGCCUCAAAAGGACAACAACUGGCUUUCUCCCCUGCUGCUCAUGGUGGAAAACUUUUUGUCUCUCGCAGACGAGCCUAGGGUAGUUCCGGACUUGACGACAACAGAAGGAAAGGAGAAGGCAGCCCAAGAAGAUAAGGAGAUGAAGGAUGACAUUAUCACACCUGCUGAGAAGGAGAGACUACUUCACCAAUCCAUCGUACUUCUCAAUCAGCAGGACCUCGUAAAGGACAUUGCUCUCUCCGUUUUCCGCAUUCUCGUGCGACUGACUCGACACCACUCGCUAGCGAUGGAGUUCUUGAACAAGGGCGGGUUGGAGCUGGUUUUCUCGACAUUGAAACCCGAACGGAUUGGCGUGCAGGGACAGCAGAGUCUUGUCAUCAUGAUUAUGCGCCAUAUCGUCGAGGAUGCCGUUGUCCUGCAAGCAACCAUGGAAAGGGAGAUUGUGCGCUGGUUUGCACAGCCCUCCCGUGCACGAACAAGCGACAUCCAGAGCUACCUUCGACACAACAGCUUUUUGGGACUGCGCGAAUUAGAUGCAUUCAUUGCUGGAACGCUCAACGUCUGCAAGGUCUCAAAGUACGACAGUGCCUUCAGGACCCUACAACUGACUUUGGCCAAGCCUGCCGCUCUAUCAAAGUUGGAAAACGACAAGGACCAGGACGACACUUCGGGGGAUGAUGGUGCAGAUGACAAAGGCAAGGCCAAGGAUGGUGAUCAAGAUGCAGGAGAGGGCUCAUCAUUAUCAGAGCAGCGCGCCAGCACAGUUCAGUCGACGCGCGACAUUUCUGAGGCUGCAAAGAAGUACUCUUCCCAGAUAUCGGAAACCGUCAUUCACUUCCUGGUAUUCGAGUUGCUCAGCACCAGAUUAGUGCCCGUGUCUGGUGUACAUUCGAGUACAUCCGCUUCGCCAGGCCAUAUGCCAAUGGUCUCUGCUUCCGCACCAUCGAUGGUGGCGCAAACGACUACCACGGACAACGAUGCAAGAACACCAGACGAAGCUUCAAAUGACGCCAACUUUGUUCACCGCUGCUUCGUGCUUCAAUGCCUAAACGAACUCCUAAUUUCCUACCCGUCUUGCAAGGUUGACAUGAUGAACUUUUCAAGGCGCAAGUCAGGCAAGGAAUCUAUCAACGUUGCCAGCAAACCCAGAGCGAACUGGCUUGGCUACCUUCUGAACGACUUAAUCCCAUACAGGGGUACUGUAGCGCAGUCGAGUGAGACAGAGCUUCAAAAGCAUUCGAUCGAGUCAAACUUCGCAUCUGCCGUACUCGUUGCCAUGUUCGCCAACAGUGACGAGGAGGAGGAAAAGCAACCGUUUAGCCACGUGGUUCAGGCUCGUCGUUUCGUUAUCGAUGGUAUGAUUCGGUCGUUUAAGGACGCAAUUGCCUCGACCGAUCCAGUCGAGAUCAAGUAUGGCAAGUUCCUUUCGCUAUCGGAGCUCAGCUACAAAAUUUUGGGCGCAUCUUCGUCCUCUGUAAUCGGUGUGAAGGCCAACGACGACCAUUCAAUCAACAUCGUGAAGGUUAUGCUGGAAAAGAACUUUAUCGUCAUUUUGACCAACGUCUUGGCGGAUAUUGACCUCAACUAUCCUCACGCCAAGAUUCUUGUCAAUGCUGUCCUGAAGCCGUUGGAGCACUUGACAAAGCUGUCACUCAAGAUGAGCAGGGCAGCUGAACCAGGAGCUUCCAGGGCUGCCCGUCAAUCCACUCCACUGUCCGGAGCUGGAAGCGGAAACGCGUCAGGAGAUGAGGCCGAUACCCCCGACUUGUAUAGAAAUUCUUCCCUCGGUAUGUUUGAUGGAGUCAGCAUGGAAACUGACGGGGACGACGAAUCGGACGACUCUACCGGAGAGGACGAUAUCUAUGAAGGUGACGAGUAUGAGGAAGAGACUGCAAGCGAUGCCAGCGACCUCAGCGAGGAGGACUUUAGUGACGAUGACGAUGUCGAUGAAGCCCUGGAGGAGGCUGUUGAUCGCAACCCCUUCCAUCACCAUAGCCACGAGAUCUCAGACGACGAGGUGGAUCAAGAUGACGAGGACAUGGACGGUGAAGAGGACGACGACCUUGAUGAAGAUAUGGAGGCCGAGCUGCACGAGGCACUCGCACAGGACGAGGCUGAAGAUGAGGAAAUGAUGGAGUGGGAUACAGAUUCGCGACCUGUCAUUCUUCAAGAAGGCGGGAUUGGAAAUGUCAUUAUCGAUACGGAGGACGAGCCUCAGGUUGCAGAUCCCGAGUACUAUGAGGAACAGGAUCGCGCCCAUCGCCACCAUACUCAUACACAUAAUCCGCACCUUCAUCCAGCAGACGAAGGAGGCAUAGAGGACGAGGACGAAGAAGAUGAGGAGGAUGAAGAUGUGGAUGAGGAUGACGAAGAUGAUGAGGACGACCUCGACGAAGAAGGUGAUGAUAUCGUGCUUCUCGACGACGCUGAAGGAUUCGAUCCUGUUCGAGGACUCGGACAUGGCGGCGCUUGGGAUAUGACCAGCGCCUUUGUCAUCAACGACCAGGACGGAUUGCUAAAUGGAGCCCAAAUCAUCGAUCUUCGCGGUCGCCGGCCUCGGACAGCGGCUCGGCGCUUGGAUGACCGCGGAUUCUUUUGGAAUGACGGCGACGCUGAUCAAGGACGGCUCUCCUACAUCGAGGACGACGACUUCCCGUCACUCGGAGCACCGGCUCGAAACCCCUUCCUGCAGGUGUCGGACGAUGUGAUUACCCACCCUCUGCUUGCUCAACCUCGUUCGACGACUGCGAAUACUGCCUCGAAUGGCCAUCGUCGUGGAGGUUCGCGUGGCGCAGGACUUACGGAUUGGCAAGCAUUUGGAGAAUUCUUAAAUGGGAAUCCCUCGCAGAUCCUGGGCACCUUGAUGAACGGUGGAGCCAUUCGAGCGAGCCACGGAGCGUUCCGCGUGGAGGUCAAUCAUGGUAAUACCGCUAUUGUUACUCCAAUUGAUCGCAGCAUUCCAGCAGUAGAUCCUGCGACCGGCGCGAUCUCAGCUGGAUCCACGGCGGAUGCUGCCAGCGCGAACAAGACUACCAUGUUUAGCACAGUCCGCGACUUCGUUCCUUACUCCACAUCACAGAGAUGGUCACAGGAGUGCCGGAUGAUGUAUGGCGCAACAGCACAGGAUAAGGCGUCGCGACUGGCGAACCAUGUUAUCAAUGCAUUAAUUCCAGCUGCCGAGGAGGAGCAUCGUCUCAAAACCAGAGAGUUGGAACGGAGGCGAAAGGCCGAGGCAGCACGGAAACAGAUCGCGGAAGAGAAGCGAAAGGCCGAGGAGGAAGAGGAGCGUAUCAAAGCCGAGGAAGCUGAAAAGGCACGUCUUGCAGAGGAGGCUCGUCGGGCUGAGGAAGCCGCCACUCGCGCUACACAAGGAGAGAUAGAAGGCGCGCCCAUGGCGUCUGAAGAGUCUGCAAUGGAUGUGGAAGGCGCUGCAUCGGCAACCGCAGAGCCUGAAGCAGAGGCAGAAUCCGCCCCACCAACACGCAGGAUGGUGAUGAUUGAAGGAGAAAUGGUGGACAUUACGGACAGCGACAUCGAUCCGGAGUUCUUGGAGGCUCUUCCAGAGGAGAUGCGCCGUGAAGUGUACAACGAUUAUCUGCAGUCGCAGCGACCAGCACCUCCAGCAACACAGCAGUCAACAUCAACUUCAGGAACGCAAGCUAUCAACACGGACUUUUUGGAUGUUCUUCCAGGAAACAUGCGUGCCGAGCUGGAGGACAUAAUGCGCGGGCAGGGUGCAAGCGGUGCUGCUAGGUCCGAGCCACUGGUUUCUGCAUUUAACGAGUACACACUUUCGCGUUUGGUGCCUCAGCUGAGACAGAUGUACCGGGAUGGGGGAUCUCGAUCGCCAGUGCCGCCUGCCUUGUUGGCCGAGACGAGCGCGCUGUUGGACCAAAUCCCGCGGCACUUCCCAGGAUUGCGAGAGGCCCGCGACAUUCUUGCAGGCGCAGCCUCAGGGCCUUCUGGUACAAGCUCAAGUAAGAAAGCCAUUGCUCCACGAGAUGCCAUCCAGCUUGUGGACAAGUCAUCUUUGGCGACGCUUGUUCGCCUCAUGUUCCUGCCUCAGCCCCCCUCUAGGAACAUCCUGAAUAAGCUCUUGGUUAACCUGUGCGAGAAUAGUAAGACACGAUCAGAGCUCCUCUCACUCCUACUUUCCAUCUUGCAGGAUGGCGGUGCCGAUCUGGCGGCCGUAGACAAGGGGUUUGCGCAGAUGUCGCUUCGCGGAAAAACAGUUGUGAAGGCGCACCCACACCAUAAGGGCAAGGAGGCCACCGCAGCUGCCCUUCCAACUCCGGUGCCCGCCGCGAUGGACAAUGUACCGAAUCUGGUGGCCCGUCGGUGCCUAGAAGCUCUGUAUUACAUUGUCUCAUUCAACUCGCAGGCUGUGCUAUUCUUCCUCAUGGAGCACGAGAAUGUCACGCUGAGAAGGUCUUCAUCGAAGAAGGGCAAAGGCAAGGAGAGACUUGUCAGCGAGAAAUACCCGAUUGUGCUUCUACUCGAUCUCUUGGAGCGGCCAAUUUUUGUGGAGAGCUCGGCGUUGAUGGAACAGCUCAUGACUCUACUAUCUGUGAUUUGCAGACCUCUGGCAACGCUUGCAAAGGACGAAGAGGACAGAAAGAAACGGGAGAAGGAGGCGGAGAGCAAGCGAAAGGAAGAGGAAGCUACGACUUCGACGGCAACAGUGUCGACUGCUGGACAGAAUACCGUGGCUCCGUCAGCGGAAUCGAGUGCAGCUGUACAUACGGAUGACCCAAGGACAGCUGAGAACGCGGGCGAGAACUUUAGUUCGACAACGACAACACUAACGGGCGCAUCGGGUGUAUUGGCGAUAGAGAGCAAUACAGAGAUUAAGGAGGCCGACACGGAGCCUUCAGCGCUGAAGCCCCCAGUAAUCCCGGACCAUUGUAUGCAGCUGAUAGUUCGUGUCCUGACUGCCGGAGAGUGCUCAAGCAAGACAUUUCAGUUUACAUUGUCUGUCAUCCAGAAUCUUUCCGUGUUGGAAGGUGCUAGAGAUGUGAUUACCGCCGAGCUGGUUCGGGUUGCUCGUGAACUGGGAGGUAGCAUUUUUGGGGAUCUCGAGACGCUCUCUCGGACACUGGCGAAUGCAAUGAGCGGAGUCGAUGUUCAAGGUGUCGCCCUUGAGAAAUUUUCGCCCGCAUCGUCCAAGCAGGCUAAACUGCUUCGUGUGCUCAAGACCAUCGAUUACAUGUAUUCCAGAAAGCAGAGCCUGACCCAAGCACCAGCGACAACGCAGGUCAACAUUGAACUGGCACCAACACUGGAUCCCGAGGAGGCGGACGCGGUUAUGCCGAGAUCGAUGCGUGACGUGGGCUCAGGGGCGCUCAAGUUGAACGAGGACGAGGAGAAGGUUUCUACGAUCUACAACAGUCUUUCCUUCCACUUGCUGUGGGCUGAGGUUGGGAACGCGCUGGAGUUGAUUCGAGAACGAAGUGAUAUGAUUCAUGUUGCAACGGUGCUACUGCCUUUGAUCGAAUCGUUCAUGGUUGUUUGCAAGUACGUUGGACUGAGGCCCUCGACACUGGAAAUGGAGGAGGCAGAGUGCAAAGCGACGACGAACUCGACAGAGGAGCUCUUCUUACUGUUCACGGAGAAGCACAGCAAGAUUUUAAACAUCAUGGUUCGUAACAACCCCGCUCUGAUGUCAGGAUCGUUCUCGCUGCUGGUGCAUAACCCGAAGAUGCUGGAAUUCGACAACAAGCGCAACUAUUUCACGCAGCAGCUGCAUAAGCGCAAUCCGACACGGGAGCACUACGGCACCUUGCAGAUGAACGUGCGCCGUGAGAUGGUCUUUGUUGACUCAUUCUCGCAACUGCAGUCUCGGACAGGCGAGGAGAUCAAGUAUAGCAAGCUGAAUGUGCACUUUCAUGGCGAGGAGGGAGUUGAUGCAGGAGGAGUGACUCGAGAAUGGUUCCAAGUGCUGGCGAGACAAAUGUUCAAUCCGGACUAUGCGCUGUUCAAGACGUCGGCCGCAGACAAGUUGACGUACCAACCUAAUCGCGCAUCAUGGGUCAACUCUGACCAUUUGCUAUUCUUCAAGUUCAUUGGACGAGUCAUUGGCAAGGCUAUCUACGACGGGCGGCUUCUGGACGCUUACUUCACAAGGUCUUUCUACAAGCAUAUCCUGGGACGACCAGUCGACUACCGCGAUGUUGAAGCCGUCGACCCUGAGUACUACAAGUCAUUGGUGUGGAUGUUGGAGAAUGAUAUCACGGACAUUGUGGAGGAGACAUUCUCGAUGGAAACGGAUGAUUUCGGCAACAAGAAGAUUGUUGAUUUGAAACCCAAUGGACGCAACAUCCCAGUGACAGAGGAGAACAAGCACGAAUAUGUCAAGUAUAUUACGGAGCAGAAGCUGACGCUGGCAAUCAAGGAUCAGAUCCACUCAUUUCUGCAAGGAUUCCACGAGAUCAUCCCCGCGCACCUGAUCAGUAUCUUCAACGAACAGGAGCUAGAGCUGCUGAUCUCAGGUCUGCCAGACAUCGAUGUGGACGAGUGGAAGAAUAACACGGAGUAUCAGAACUACUCGCAGGCUUCUCCACAGAUCCAAAACUUUUGGAGAGCGGUUCGGUCUUUUGAUCAGACAGAGCGAGCGAAGCUACUGCAGUUUGUGACAGGAACAUCGAAGGUGCCUCUGGGAGGGUUCUCUCAGCUCCAGGGCAUUUCGGGCGUACAAAAGUUCCAGAUCCACAAGGACUUUUCAUCGACGAAGCGGCUGCCAUCUGCACAUACAUGCUUUAACCAACUCGAUUUGCCAGAGUAUGAGACGUAUGAAGAGCUGCGACAACAGUUGCUGACAGCAAUCUCUGAGUGCAGUACCGGGUUCGCAUUCGCGUAAACCAGAACCAAACGUGAGCUUACGAAGCCAAAUGCUCUACAUUUACAGUAGUCUGCGAUUGCAAUAAAGAAAGGAUAAUGCCUCCUCAAUAGAGU